This is a messenger RNA of Hevea brasiliensis (rubber tree), 693 nucleotides long. RefSeq lists its product as uncharacterized. The coding region runs from base 1 to 693 and encodes 230 amino acids. The record is from RefSeq and is a predicted model, not a curated record. The transcript is spliced from 2 exons. NCBI's taxonomy places the organism in Eukaryota, Viridiplantae, Streptophyta, Magnoliopsida, Malpighiales, Euphorbiaceae.
AUGCGAGAUUCAAGGCUGUCUACUAGGUUGACUGGCGCUCUACCUAAGAAUGAGGGUAUUGGAACACUACCUGCCAACCUUAUUACCAAAGAGAAAGCAAGUAAAAGUGAAAGGGAAGAAUCUUCAAGAGGUCCUAAAAGGUCCUUUGAAGUUAGUAGGGAGACUAUAAAUGCACUCAAAAUGUUUGUAGAUGCACAAAGGAGUUUUCAUGGCUUCUCCCAACAAUAUGAGAAUCUUGAGUUUGCAACCAUAGGAAGAACGGGAGAAGAUAGUUUUUUAGAGGGUGGAGAUGAGUCAGAGUUUGUAUCUCCUCCACAGGUUGUGGAGAUUAGAAGUGGACCAGGAUCAAUUCUUGUGGUAAGAGAGUUUUCAUAUGUGUUUCAAGAGGAACUACCUAAUUUGCUACCUGAAAGGGAGAUAGAGUUUGAGGUUGAUCUUAUGCCAGGUACCAGGUUCAUAUUUGUUCCUCCUUAUAGGAUGGCUCCUGUAGAGCUAAAAGAAUUAAAGGAACAACUGCAGGAAUUGGUGGAUAAGGGAUUCAUUCGACUGAGUGCCUCUCCUUGGGGUGCUCCAGUAUUAUUUGUAAAGAAAAAGGAUGGAUUCUUGAGGCUAUACAUUGAUUAUAGACAAUUGAAUAAGGUCGCUAUAAAGAAUAAGUACUCGUUGCCCCAUAUUGAUGACUUGUUUGAUUAA